GCUUCUGGAAGUAACAUCGCGAUGGCUGCCCAAGGAGAACCCCAAGUUCAGUUCAAACUUGUUUUGGUUGGUGAUGGUGGUACUGGAAAAACUACAUUUGUGAAGCGUCAUCUGACUGGUGAAUUUGAGAAGAAGUAUGUAGCUACCUUGGGUGUUGAGGUCCAUCCUCUUGUGUUCCAUACCAACAGAGGACCUAUUAAGUUCAAUGUAUGGGAUACAGCUGGUCAGGAGAGAUUUGGUGGGCUGAGAGAUGGCUAUUAUAUACAAGCUCAGUGUGCCUUUAUAAUGUUUGACGUAACAUCAAGAGUUACUUACAAGAAUGUGCCUAACUGGCAUAGAGAUCUGGUACGAGUGUGUGAGAACAUCCCAAUUGUGUUGUGUGGCAACAAAGUGGAUAUUAAGGACAGAAAGGUUAAGGUAAAGUCAAUUGUCUUCCACCGAAAGAAGAAUCUUCAGUACUAUGACAUUUCUGCCAAAAGUAACUACAACUUUGAAAAGCCCUUCCUCUGGCUUGCUAGAAAAUUGAUUGGAGACCCUAACUUGGAGUUUGUCGCCAUGCCUGCUCUUACCCCGCCAGAGGUGGUCAUGGACCCAGCCUUGGCAGCCCAGUACAAGCAAGAUUUAGAGGUUGCUCAGACAACUGCUCUCCCGGAUGAAGAUGAUGACCUGUGAGAAAGUGAAGCUGGGGCCCAGCGUCGGAAGUCUAGUUUUAUAGGCAACUGUCCUGUGAUGUCAGUGGUGCAGCGUGUUUGCCACUUUAUUAUAUAGCUAAACAGAACAUGUGCUUAAUCUUUGGAUGCUGAAGGAGGUGGAUGGGCUUUGGAGUGAAUGUGGCAGUU
Molecule: messenger RNA, 839 nt
Organism: Cervus elaphus (red deer)
Lineage: Eukaryota; Metazoa; Chordata; Mammalia; Artiodactyla; Cervidae
Product: GTP-binding nuclear protein Ran-like
Exons: 1
Coding region: 22-672 (216 amino acids)
Biological process (GO): ribosomal subunit export from nucleus; protein import into nucleus
Cellular component (GO): nucleus; cytoplasm
Molecular function (GO): GTP binding; GTPase activity
Source: RefSeq, a predicted model, not a curated record